CUUCAUCGUCAUGGAUUCAGUGACUCACUCACUCAUCAUUUUCGUCUUCAUCUUCAGUUAGCGAGUGAGAAAGUGAGUCUAUUGAGUUUAACUUUAACUUGCAUAUCGAAACAAUCUUGAAAGGAAAAGAGAAACAAAACAAAAAAGCAAAUAAAGAAAAGCCAAACACAAAAAAACAAUGUUGGUCAAUGUUUUUUACCACUUCUAUUACAACUAUUUUGAUUAUUAUGAUUAUGAUUAUUUUAUUAAUGAUAAUUUAAAGGUAUGAGAUGAUAUUAAUUUGCAAGAAAGGUACUUUAUUGAUUGUUUGAUACAUUAUUUUGGUGUUGAAUGUUUAAUGCUACAGCCAACAGUCAACAACCAACAAGUAUGCAAAUAUGGAUCCAGGAUUAUGAUUCAAUUAUAUUACAAUUGUGUCAAAUUGUUACUCCUUUUACAAUAAUACAAGUUUCCUUUUGUUUUUUAUUGGCCAUCAAUGAAUCGACCAAUUUGAUCUGAUCAUUCAAUCGCUUCUAUUUGCUGUUCAAUUUCAUUCUGUUGCUCAUUCGUUAUUUUUCAUUUCUCUUUUUAGUGCCUAAUACUAAAAAUUAAUUAAUCUGUGCAACUAAACAAUGACAACAACUAAUGUUAUUAUAAUUGUUUCAACGAUCCUCACUGUGAUAAAGUAAACCUUUAUUUACAAAUUGUUUACCUCAAAUUUACCCUUUCAUUUUCAUUUUUGUAAUUCAUUACAAUUCCUGCCAACAGCUUGAUCAGUGUUUGUGUCUUUUCAUGUGUAUGCGUGUGCAUUUUUGCUAUACAUAGGAUUGUCAAUCCAGAGUGUUGGCUGGUCUUCAAUCCGAAUAUGUAUGAUUUGAGAAAAAACAAGUGGAUUGUGAUGACAAGUGAAAUUGUUGACAUCGACAUUGAUUCCAAUGGAUUUUAACUUUCGAUUGUUUUAAUCGUCACAGCUCUUCCUUCCUUCCUUAUUCAUCUUCUUCUUCUUUUCCCAUUUUUCGGCUUAUUAACAAUGUCCUAUGCUCUUCGAGCAGGAAAUAGUGAUAGGUCAACUGAUAUCGCAGCUGAACCAGGUUCGUUUGGUGUUGGACCCAGUUCAAUUGGACUCUCAAUUGAAGCUGGUUACCAAUCAGCUCAUCACUCACCACUUCAUAAUGGACUUGCCACUGGUCUCUAUCAUAGAUCAAGACGGUCAGUCACCGGUCCAAUCAGCAAUUUAGAUGUGAUUAAUAAGCAAACAAGAUCAACAAGCACGGCUGGACCAACAACAGCAACGGGACCUGAAUCAUCUUCUGUAGUUCGUUCUCGUGCUCUUAAUCGUCGGGUCAUUUUGAAUGUUGGUGGCAUUAAACAUGAAGUAUUAUGGAAAACAUUGGAAAGACUUCCUCAUACGAGAUUAGGACGUUUGCGUGAAUGUACAACACACGAAUCGAUAAUGGAAUUGUGUGAUGACUACAAUCUGAUCGAUAAUGAAUACUUUUUUGAUCGACAUCCUCGUUCCUUCUCAGCUGUUCUCAACUUUUAUCGAACAGGUAAACUUCAUCUGAUUGAAGAAAUGUGUGUAAUGGCAUUCAGUGAGGAUCUUGACUAUUGGGGUGUAGAUGAACUCUACCUGGAAUCAUGUUGUCAGUACAAAUAUCAUCAACGGAAGGAACAUGUUUAUGAAGAGAUGAGGAAAGAGGCUGAAUCCUUGAGGCAAAGGGAUGAAGAGCACUUUGGUACUGGUAAACUCGCUAAAUAUCAAAAGUUUUUUUGGGACAUCAUGGAGAAGCCACAAUCAUCAAUUAGUUCAAGGGUUGUCGCUAUCGUUUCCAUCUUAUUUAUUGUAUUAUCAACAAUCGCAUUAACACUGAACACAAUUCCUUCCUUACAAGAACGUGAUUCAAGUAAUGAACCAAGUGGUGAAAACAGUCGUCUAGCUGUUAUUGAAGCCAUUUGCAUUGCCUGGUUUACCCUUGAAUAUGCCUUAAGAUUCAUCUGUUCACCCAAUAAAUGGAAAUUUUUCAAAUCUUAUUUAAAUAUAAUUGAUCUUCUUGCCAUAUUACCUUUCUAUGUUAGCCUUGUAAUUGAACGCAAUAACCAUUCAGAGGAUUUUGCUGAUGUUCGUCGAUUGGUCCAAAUAUUCAGAAUCAUGAGAAUCUUGCGUAUUCUCAAGCUUGCUCGUCACUCCACUGGCCUUCAAUCCUUAGGUUUCACACUCCGCAACUCAUACAAAGAACUGGGACUUUUAAUGCUUUUCCUCGCCAUUGGAAUAAUGAUCUUCUCUUCAUUGGUCUAUUUCGCUGAAAAAGACACCAACAAAGCAUUCACUUCGAUCCCUGAAGCCUUUUGGUGGGCCAGUAUUACGAUGACUACAGUCGGUUAUGGUGAUAUUUAUCCAGUUACCACAGCUGGUAAGAUUGUUGGAGGUGUUUGUUGUGUUUGUGGUGUACUUGUUGUUGCUCUGCCCAUUCCCAUUAUAGUCAACAAUUUCGCUGAAUUUUAUAAGAACCAAAUGAGGAGAGAAAAGGCCUUGAAACGAAAAGAAGCCCUCGAACGAGCCAAACGUGAAGGUUCAAUAGUCGCCUUUCCUCAUGUUAAUCUACGUGAUGCCUUUGCAAAGUCAAUGGACAUUAUUGACGUUCUCGUUGAAUCUGGUCAAACGCAAACCCAACAGGAUACUGGAAGUGUCGGUGGGGAUUCGAUACGGUUCACAAGUACUGGAGUUGGCUGUUUUCGCAGUUAUGACCAUACUAUGUCAACUGGCCACUCAGCUCAAUUAACCCGUGAAAAAUUACGUCUUGCUCAUUAUCAUCAAGGUGAUCGUUCUAAUGGUACCAAUUUGAUGGAUCUUGAAUUGAAUCCACGAAUGGAUGUCAUUACCAGCGACAAUGAAAAUAUCAAUACUGCAAAUAAUGGAAUUACCAAUGGAACUAAUGUUAAUAUAAAUACAACUAGUGACAAAUUUUUAACCAACGAUUCAAUGAAUGGUGUUAUUGGGUUGAUUGGAACCUCAUCUACAUUAUCAUCUUCAUGUGCACCAAAAGCCUUAUCAAUCAUGCAACAGGAAACUAGUUCAAAUUCUGGUGCUCAAUCAUCAUCUGCUGAGCGGAUAAAGGAUUUUCUUGAAGAGAUUGAGCAAUCUUUAGUUAGUGCUGGAAAUAAGCAUGACUUUAAUUCAGAGGGAUUGAAUGAAGAAUUAAUAUCUUCCAAUAGUCGGUCCGUAUUGAUGAGCAGAGUAAACCGUUCAAUUGGACAGACAGCGAUUCAAGAGAAUGGGAUGAAAAAAGAUUCAGAUUCUUCUGAAGUUGGCUCAAUGGAAUCCUGCAAUACAUAUUCCAGUUGCUUCUCAACUUUUCAUUCUUCCUUAUUGGACAUUCCAUCCGAUAUUGUUAAUUUAAAAGACUGUUUUACAAAUAAGAUGAUUAAUCAACAGCCUAUCUCACCUCUACCAUCAUCAUCGUCAACUAAUAUUACCUCACAAUCAAAUCUUCAGCUUCAAAAUCAACCGACAAAUAAAACUGAUUCAGCAUUAACUACCAAAAUCAUUGCUGAAUUAACACCUCAACAAACAUCAUUAACAUCACAUUCAUCACCAGCACUAGCACCAACACCGCCACCAACGUCCACUCCACCGCCACAUCCUCUUACUUUACACCUUGCUUCAUUACCAGUGACACCUGUAACAUCACCAGUGCCUCCCGCAAUCGAAUCAAUUUCAAGUCCAUCAACUUCAAUUCAAGCAGAAUUAACAAGAUCAAAUGAAAUUGAGACCAAUCAUGAAAGUGAUACCAAUGGCGAUGGUAGUCAAUCCAAUGCCAUUUUGACAACAGAUGAUCAGGCUCCUUUACUUGCUCAAAAUGUAUAUAUUAAUCCUCUUUAUAAAUCCGACCCGUUGUAGCGCCGAUCGAUUUUUGAAUAUAAUUCCGAUUGGAUCAACGAUCAGGAAGUUGGUUCAAGUGACGUGAAAAUGGUAGACAACUAAAUGCUCAAGCCUGAUUCAGUUCAGUUUUGCCCAUAUUUAAUUCUUGGUCAAUUUUCAUUUGAAAUGGAAAGGUUUACUUACUGAUGUGUACACAAUUACCGUUGAUUCCAAUAAUCAACUAAACUUAGUAGCCUUAAUUGUUGUAAAUAGCGGGCAAUGUGUUGAAAAUUGAAACUUUACUUUGUCUUGCAAUUGUUUUUAUGUUGAUAACUAUUCAUUAUUAUUUAUUAUUCUUACAUUAUUUGUACUAAGCUUUUUCAAUGUUUUCUCAUUCUUCACAUUCGAUCUUGUGUUUGCUAUUUACACUUGAAAUAAGAAAUCAAAUCAAAAUUACAGGGCUGUUGAAGUUCAGGUGAACAUUUGUUGAACCAAAAAAUUACUUGCCUUUUUCAAUUACCUUUUUGCCAUUUCUUGAAGCUUUAAAAAUUUGUGUUUAUUUUUUUCGAAUUCUCGUGAUUGAACUGAAUACUGCGAAUCUUAAAAUUUCAUAAGAAUUAGCUAGAUGUAAAUAAUUGAAUUUAAAGGCAAAAAUUUGGGGACCCAAAACCUUGGACUUUAGCAGCCUUGUCUGAUCUAAAUGACAUAAUUUACACUUGUAAUAAUUUACCUUCAUUGAAUCUCAAUCUUUUCAAAGACUCAAUUAAAAGAGUUUCUAAUUUAA
This is a messenger RNA of Tetranychus urticae (two-spotted spider mite), 4622 nucleotides long. It is a transcript of the gene Shab, whose product is annotated as potassium voltage-gated channel shaker cognate b. NCBI's taxonomy places the organism in Eukaryota, Metazoa, Arthropoda, Arachnida, Trombidiformes, Tetranychidae. The record is from RefSeq and is a predicted model, not a curated record. Gene Ontology annotation, cellular component: membrane; voltage-gated potassium channel complex. Gene Ontology annotation, biological process: action potential; protein homooligomerization; potassium ion transmembrane transport. Gene Ontology annotation, molecular function: protein binding; delayed rectifier potassium channel activity.